AUGGCGAUGAGAAGCAAAGCAAUUAUCAAAUGGCCAAAACAAGUAACAACAUCUCUAGUUGAGCAACUGAUUAAAGCUGAGCGAAAUGUAGAAAAAGCUGUCAUCGUUUUUGAUUCGGCAUCAGCAGAGUACGCUAAUGGCUUCCGCCAUGACCACACCACUUACUCCCUCAUCAUCUCGAAGCUGUUAUCUGUCAAUCAGUUUACAAGAGCAGAAGAUUUCAUCGACAGAAUGACAAAAGAAUCCUGUAAAGUCACCGAAGACAUACUCUUAUCAAUAUGCAGAGCCUAUGGACGCGUCCAUAAACCUCAUGACGUCAUGAGAAUUUUCCAGAAGAUAUCUGAACCCACAUUGAAAGCUUACGUCACUGUCUUCUCCAUUCUCGUUGAUGAAAACCAGUUGAAAGUAGCCUUCAAGUUCUACAGGUACAUGAGACAAUUAGGAUUCCCUCCAAAUCUCCCUUCACUUAAUGUCUUAAUCAAAGCUCUUUCCAAGAACAUCUCCACCAUUGAUUCAGCCAUUAACAUCUUUCGUGAGAUGCCCAAACAUGGGUGUACCCCAGAUACAUACACAUAUGGGACUUUAAUCAAUGGGUUAUGUAAAUUAUCAAAAAUUAAAGAAGCCAAAGAGCUUUUUAAAGAAAUGGAAACAAAAGGUUGUUCUCCAAGUGUUGUCACCUACACUAGCUUAAUCCAUGGAUUAUCCCAAAACAAUUUAGAUGAAGCUUUGGCUCUUUUUCAAGAAAUGGAAGCUAAAACUAUAACCCCUAAUGUAUACACCUAUAGCUCUAUUAUAAAUGGGCUAUGUAAGAAUGGGCGUAGUUUGGAGGCUAUGGAGAUUCUGGAGGGUAUGAUUGCCAAACGACAUAAACCCAACAUGGUAACUUACAGCACUUUACUUCAUGGAUUAUGUAAGGAGAAAAAGAUUCGGGAAUCUUUGGAGAUAUUUGAUAGGAUGAAGGUUCAAGGGUUGAAACCAGAUGCAGGAUUGUAUUGGAAGAUGAUUGAGGUGUUUUGUGAUGAUGGGAGAUUUGAUAAAGCUGCAAACUUUCUUGAUGAAAUGGUGUUUGAAGGGAUUCCUAUAAAGAGAGUGACUUGGGGUGUUCAUGUUAAGAUACAUAAUACUGUGGUGAGAGGUCUUUGUAGGGGUAGUGAUGGAAAUAGAGGGUUUCAAGUGUAUUGUAGGAUGCGAGGUAAGGGGAUUUGUGUUGAUGUUGAAACUUUUGAGGUUCUUGUUGGUUUCUUUUGUGAGAAACGUGAUCUUGAGAAGGCGAUUAGGGUUUUUGAUGACAUGAUUGUUGAUGGAUGUUUUCCUGAAGAAGAUAUAUGGAGUGAUUUGGUUUGUAGAAUUUUGGGGAAACAAAAUGUGCAAGAAGAUGAUGAAUUGAUGAGUAAACUUGUAGUGUUUGGAAAUCAAGUUUGA
Lactuca virosa is the source of this 1422-nucleotide messenger RNA. The record is from the annotation of a GenBank genome assembly. NCBI's taxonomy places the organism in Eukaryota, Viridiplantae, Streptophyta, Magnoliopsida, Asterales, Asteraceae.